This is a messenger RNA of Uncinocarpus reesii 1704, 369 nucleotides long. RefSeq lists its product as uncharacterized. The record is from RefSeq and is a predicted model, not a curated record. Gene Ontology annotation, biological process: translation. Gene Ontology annotation, molecular function: structural constituent of ribosome. Gene Ontology annotation, cellular component: mitochondrial large ribosomal subunit. The transcript is spliced from 3 exons. The coding region runs from base 1 to 369 and encodes 122 amino acids. Lineage: Eukaryota; Fungi; Ascomycota; Eurotiomycetes; Onygenales; Onygenaceae.
AUGGUUGGCCCGGGCUACUACAAGGGUAACCGCACAGGUUCUAUGGGCUUUUUUGGGCGGAAAAAGGGCAGAUAUGUGAUCGACUGGACCAAAGUGCGAACAUACGUUGUCCCCGAGGGGCUUUCCGAAUUCAAGGUUGGUGCCCUUGCACCGCUUACACCAUUCGUGACUCGCCGCAUGGAGCCGACACGGACUAUUUUUACCAAAACAGUUCAAUCCGCAGAUGGCAGGGACGUGGUUGUUGGAAGAGCCUACGAAGGAAAAGACUUUCUACAGGAGUGGGUGGCGGAGAACGAUGAGGAGGUUGCUGAACUCGACCGACGGGAAAAGGAGCUUAACGAGCAAUCCGAAACUAAGAAGGAUGUAUGA